Molecule: messenger RNA, 750 nt
Organism: Closterium sp. Naga37s-1
Lineage: Eukaryota; Viridiplantae; Streptophyta; Zygnematophyceae; Desmidiales; Closteriaceae
Source: the annotation of a GenBank genome assembly
AUGUCAUUUACAUUAGAGGGCCUCACAUCUGCGCAUCUCGCUCCCAUCCGCACUCAUCGCCCCCUUAUCCUCUCUCAUCGCCCUCUCAUCCGCACUCAUCGCCUCUCAUCCGCACUCAUCGCCUCUCAUCCACACUUAUCUCCUCCCAUCCGCCCUUAUCCCCUUCCAUCCGCACUUCUCUCCUCCCAUGCGCCCUUAUCCCCUCCCAUCCGCACUUCUCUCCUCACAUCCGCCCCUAUUUCCUCUCAUCCCCCCCUUAUCUCCUCCCAUCCGCCCUUAUCCCCUUCCAUCCGCACUUCUCUCCUCCCAAGCACCCAUAUCUCCUCCCAUCCGCACUUCUCUCCUCACAUCCGCCCCUAUUUCCUCUCAUCCCCCCCUUAUCUCCUCCCAUCCGCCCUUAUCCCCUUCCAUCCGCACUUCUCUCCUCCCAUGCGCCUCUCCUCGCAUCCGCACUUCUCUCCUCACAUCCGCCCCUAUUUCCUCUCAUCCCCCCCUUAUCUCCUCCCAUCCGCCCUUAUCCCCUCCCAUCCGCACUUCUCUCCUCCCAUGCGCCCUUAUCUCCUCCCAUCCGCACUUCUCUCCUCACAUCCGCCCCUAUUUCCUCUCAUCCCCCCCUUAUCUCCUCCCAUCCGCCCUUAUCCCCUUCCAUCCGCACUUCUCUCCUCCCAUGCGCCCUUAUCUCCUCCCAUCCGCACUUCUCUCCUCACAUCCGCCCCUAUUUCCUCUCAUCAGCCCAUUUCUCACUGCUGA